This is a messenger RNA of Phragmites australis (common reed), 1980 nucleotides long. RefSeq lists its product as uncharacterized. The coding region runs from base 415 to 1743 and encodes 442 amino acids. The record is from RefSeq and is a predicted model, not a curated record. The transcript is spliced from 2 exons. NCBI's taxonomy places the organism in Eukaryota, Viridiplantae, Streptophyta, Magnoliopsida, Poales, Poaceae.
CAAACUUCAAAGGAUCCCCCAUCCUGGACCGCGUAAGGAGAGUCAACCAGUGGUCUCUCUGGCUGACUGGUGGGGCCAGCUUAUGCCGAAAGCCAGGUCAGAGAAGCAACUCAAUUGGUAUGCUGUAUCAGAAAUAACGAAAACCCAAAGAAACAAGCUUGACCGCUUCUGUGCUUGCUUCGACUCUUCGAGGCGGCUCCUGAGAGUUUGACCGAUUCAAUACCAAUUCCUUCACCCGUAAGACUUCCCUUCAUCUUCCCCUUUCACGACUCAAAAACACGGUGUGACUCAAAAACACGGUGCGGCAACUGAUCAUCUGGCAUAAAAGUGGGGUUUCAUAGGAGCAGCGGAAGUGCUAUAUGGUUGGUUGAUUCUGAGCCUGGCUGCAGCCUGCAGGAUUCCUGACUGGACAACAUGUUUUCAUUCAAGUCCAGCGUCAAAUCAUCUUCCAGUGCUAAAGAUGUUCCCAACUCUCGCUUCAUCAUAGAGGGAUCAAACAUCCAGGAACAACUGAACAAACUGCACGAGGAGCUGAGGAGGGAGAAAGAGGAGAAGAUGCGUGCCCUAGAUGAGAUAGAUGAGUUCAGGAAGAAGAGCCUGAAUAAGAACAAAAAGUUAAAAAGCAACGGAGGUGAGGAUCAGUUGGACCUUGCAGACAGGUUACAGCAGUUGGAAGGUGAACUGGAGGCAGCAAGGGAUUCAGAGAAGAAAAUGCUACUGUCAUUGGAAGCCCAAACAAAGCAGCUUGAACAAACCAAGGUAUCUCUGGAGGAGGCUAAGCUUGAGAUAGCUUCACUUCGAGACAACACCAAGAGUAUAGAGGCCUCUAAUCCCGGUAGGCAACCGAUGAAGAAUUUCAGGAGAAGGGGUGUGCUGUCCUUCUCCUUUGCUGACCCUGGCGAGGUUGAGACAUGGUCACUACAGCGUGAGCUCAAGUUGGCUGUGGAAUCUGAGGAGAAGUGCAAGAAGGCCAUGGAUGACUUGGCCAUAGCCUUGAAAGAACAAACCACAGAGGCCAGAGAGGCAAAAACAAAGCUUUCAUUGGUGCAAGCAGAGUUGAAUAAUGCAAGAAGUGAAGUGGAGAACUUGAAGGCCUCGUUGGAAAGCACAGAGGAGAAACUCCGGUUGGCACUGGAAGAGGCGGAGAGACUAAAGGUUGAGUCAGAUGAAUUAGCAGCAGCUUCAAAAGAGAAAGAGAGGGGACUCAUUGAUUGCAUCGAGAUGUUUGAGGGUGAGCUAACCAAAGGAAAGGAGGAGAAUGAUAAGUUGAUUGAAUCACAGAGGGUGAUCAGAGAUGAGAAUUCUAGGCUGAGGGAAAUGCUGAAGCAUGCGGUGAGUGAAGCUAAUGUAGCAAGGGAAUCGUUGGAGAUUGCCAGGGUGGAGAACUCUCAGCUUAACAAACAGAUAUCUGAGAAAGAAUGUACCUUGGGGAGUAUCAUGCAAGAGUACGAUUCCCUCAAGAUCAGUGAGGCUGCAGCACAGAUUAGUAUUAAAGAAUUAAAGGAUAUGAUUGAUGCUAUGCUCAGUUCAGAGUCCACCAAAACUUCAGCAGAAGCGUCACCCCGAGAUACCAAGAGGGGAGUAAUGACAGAAAAGUCUGUGGCGGAAGAUGAUGUGUUUUCUGAUGGCGAAAGAUCUACUCGUUUUGCGGACAUCAGGGGUCCUGCAAAGCAGAAGAAGAAGGCAAUUCUAAGAAAAUUUAGUGACAUAAUGAAGAAAAGGAACUCUCAGACUGCAAUCUAGUAUCCUUAUGGAAGCAAGUAGAUACAGGUCUAGUUUUCGUUUUGUUUUUUCAAAGCCCUUGAGCAAAAGAUAGUUGAAAUACCAACACAAAUUCAUUGCCACGAAAUGAAAAGCAGUACAUGUGGAGUAGCCCUUCUCUUACUCGGUUUUACAGAUUUAAACUACAGAAAAUGGAACAUAUUUGUAGAAAAUACAGACUAUGAAAUAUUAAAACUAGCAUAGCUUUUGUUCUUGACA